AUGUCGUCCAGACCCAAUACUCCAAGCCAUCGCCGGCGGGAAUCGAAUCGAAAGUCACAUAGAUCUUCUGGUCUUCACCUAAUACUCCCACCGUCACCUAAUGUCCAUUACCCCAUCACAGAGAGCAGUCCUCCAUUGGAGUCAGAUAGAAAUAUAGAAAGGCUAGAGAACUUGGCCGACUCAAUUGGUCAACUCAAGAACAACAUGACAGAGCUUUCGAAGAUUCACGAGGCUGUCAAUUCCGGUUUCAACGAGCCGUUCGCAGGCUUUCUUUAUGGCUUGUUUCUAACGAUGUUCUGCAACAGUUUCCCAGGAUGCCCAACCUAUGAGCAAUUCGAAAGUAUUCUUGUCUCGCGUGACAACGAGCAAAAGGUUCGUGAUUUACAGCAGCGUGUUAAUGAAGCCAAACAGGAGAACGUCAGACUCCAGCGUGAACUAGCUCAGACGAGACCGCAAAGAUCAACCAUUGCUAGUGGAAGCGAGCUGGCUCGUACACCAUAUUCUAAAGCAAGACUUCAGCGGUCGAGCCUUCGUAAGGGCUUAUACCCAACGCCGACGAAGAAGAGAGUGACGGUCGCCCAGGAUGAUACCACCACUUCGGAGUCGUUCGUUGAUACUCCGGCCAAUAAAACCACUGCAUCGUCUAAGAUUCCACAACCGCUGCUGCAAGUCGGAACAGGACCUAAUCUUAAUCAGCCUUCUCGUUACAUGAGAGGUCUUUUUGAUAAGACACCGUCAGCCAACAUAGUCGGCACAUCUAGGCGACAAGGCGAGAAGACGCCCACCAACACGGCGGCCAAACCGUCUAGAAGGAAACCCAUCCCAAAGCAAAGACCGCCGUUCCGCUGA
This is a messenger RNA of Candidozyma haemuli, 849 nucleotides long. RefSeq names its product Dam1p (gene DAM1). The record is from RefSeq and is a predicted model, not a curated record. Gene Ontology annotation, cellular component: mitotic spindle polar microtubule; mitotic spindle; mitotic spindle pole body. NCBI's taxonomy places the organism in Eukaryota, Fungi, Ascomycota, Pichiomycetes, Serinales, Metschnikowiaceae. Gene Ontology annotation, biological process: mitotic sister chromatid biorientation. The coding region runs from base 1 to 849 and encodes 282 amino acids. The transcript has a single exon.